GACAGACACCACUUUCCGACUACCCAACAAUGAUCAGCAUCUUCUUCCUAUGUCUGCUGAGCCUGAACGGGAAGGUCACCUCGCAAGUCCUGACUGCCAGCUUGCCCUCCUAUGCUCCCGUCAGCGUUGAAUGUCCGGCGAACCAACAGCUUUUACGGCUGGCAGGCAACCCUGCAGGACGGAACCAAACCUUGUCACAGGCGGAGGCCAACUUUCUCCGGGGUAGGAGAUCCGUUACAGCUACACUCUGGCGGGAAUUUUUCACCGACGGGCCCGGCAAGGCCACUGGCUACCAGCACACCUCGUUGUUGGCCCGAAAUCAACAAAAUUGGCCUAUCCUCGGGAUCGCCCAUUCUGGCGGUGGUCUGCGCGCGUCAUUAUAUGCUGCUGGAGUGUUCCAAGCGCUUGAUACAAGGUCUAGGUCUAGUCCUGUGCGAGGUGUUUAUCCUUUAGCAACGUAUGUCACUGGUCUCAGUGGUGGGAGCUGGCUCGUUGCAUCGCUUGCUGCAAACAAUUAUCCAACCGCGUCUGAUAUGGUCUCAGGCUGGCAGCUGGAGAAUGAUCUUGUCCUUCCCGGGGGACUCAACCCCCUGAGGAAUGCGCAGUUUCUAGACGCUCUCUCGGACACAGUAAAGCUAAAACAAAAAGCUGGUUAUAACGUUUCCCUAACUGACCAAUGGGGACGCGCUCUUGGAUACCAUUUCUUGCCAGGAACAAAUUCUGAAAACUUUUAUACCAAUUCGCCAACAACUGCCCAUGGCGCUGGCAUUCUUUUUUCGAGUCUUUCAAACACAAAAAUGGUGCGAGAGUUCCUGGCCCCGCUCCCAAUAGUUGUCAGCAACCACAAGCCUCUCCGAUCAACCGCGAACCCAAGUAGCGUGACCGUCGCCGGAUCAACCUACGUGCCGCUUUCGGCGCCAGUCUACGAGUGUUCGCCGUUCGAGUUUGGGAGCUUUGACCCUCAGCUCAGUGCAUUCAUUCCCACGCAGUACCUCGGCACCAGUCUCAAUGCUGGGAAGCCUUUCAUCGCUUCCUCCGUCAUCAAAGCCAUGAAGAAAACCAACCCCAAAAAUAGCUGUGUGCGUGGAUUUGAUCAAUUGAGUUUUAUCAUGGGAAGCUCUGCUACACUUUUCAACGCUGUGACUGGUCUUCCAACCCAAUAUUCUGCAGUCUUUUCGAACAUGGCCAGCAGAACCUCUGGAUCCAAGGCUGGCAAAUCAUUAACGGCGCGGUACCCGAAUUCUUUUAAAGGAGUGAAUGGCCCGGCUGGAUUUGACCGUUCGAACUCCAACGAGUUGGAGAUCGUUGAUGGCGGAGAAAACGGCGAAAAUAUACCUCUCAAUCCGCUGUUGGCUCCAGCUAGGCACGUAGAUGUUAUCUUGGCGGCGGACGCAUCUAGGGAUUCUGGUUCAAGUGGCGUCAAUGGGGCUGGCUGGCCUAACGGAAGUAGUAUGAUCAACACCUUUUUGCGGGUGACCAAAAUCCUGCCGGCCGGCACGGCCAACUUUCCACCUGUCCCUUUGGACCCCAAAAUCUGGGAGCAAAGAGGAUUUUCAUCUCGACCCACAUUCUUCGGCUGCGAAGCCCCAAUUAAGCAAGGUAAUGGUGGAUAUCCCUUGGUAAUUUACUUGCCAAAUAGCCCGACCCAAUCACCUCCGUUUACCAACUACUCAACCUUCAAAAUACAAUAUUCAAAGGAGGAGACCAGCUCGUUUCUCAAAUCGAUCGGGCUAGAAAUCGGCAGGGCGUACCUCGGUCCCGUCCAUGUCAAAAUUGCUUUCAACGUUAUUGCUUCAGCUGAAUUUCAUCCAUCACUCCGCCCUCAUCGCCAUACCGGGAGCGUCUUCAUCCGGUCGGAUCGCGAGCUAGCCCUCAUAUUAAUAACUUGA
This is a messenger RNA of Puccinia graminis f. sp. tritici CRL 75-36-700-3, 1889 nucleotides long. RefSeq lists its product as uncharacterized. Gene Ontology annotation, cellular component: cytosol. The record is from RefSeq and is a predicted model, not a curated record. Gene Ontology annotation, biological process: glycerophospholipid catabolic process. Gene Ontology annotation, molecular function: A2-type glycerophospholipase activity. The transcript has 9 exons. The coding region runs from base 30 to 1889 and encodes 619 amino acids. NCBI's taxonomy places the organism in Eukaryota, Fungi, Basidiomycota, Pucciniomycetes, Pucciniales, Pucciniaceae.